Molecule: messenger RNA, 5020 nt
Organism: Cyprinodon variegatus (sheepshead minnow)
Lineage: Eukaryota; Metazoa; Chordata; Actinopteri; Cyprinodontiformes; Cyprinodontidae
Gene: dpp6a
Product: dipeptidyl-peptidase 6
Exons: 26
Coding region: 249-2798 (849 amino acids)
Biological process (GO): proteolysis
Molecular function (GO): dipeptidyl-peptidase activity; serine-type peptidase activity
Source: RefSeq, a predicted model, not a curated record
AGGGAUGUGCCUCAGUUUCUGUCUUCUUUAUUGCACAUGCGGAAUUCCUGAUCACUUUGUUUUUUCAUUUGGGAAAAGUAAAGUGUCGCUGCAGACGCGCUGGUAGGGAGCAAAGGCGCCUGCUGUGAAUCCUGAACAAACCCUGGAGAACACGUUCUCCCGCCCUGCUGAAGUAGACAGCCAUCACUUCCAUAACUUUCUUUUACAUUUUUUGCGACCUGAACCGAUUGAACGAUCACCAGUUCGACAUGGCGUCUCUUUAUCAGAGAUUCGGGGGUCAGAUCAACACCAACAAAUCCUUCCCCAACCCACCGGAGGCGAGUCAGGUCCUCGGACAGGCCGGAGAUCAGGGAGACCGGGCGGCGGGGAUCCAGAAAGCCCGGCUUCAGCCCCGCCGCCGCUGCUGCGAGGACGAAGCUGAGCUGGUGGGCAGCAACCCUCCGCAGAGGAACUGGAAGGGAAUAGCGAUCGCCCUUCUUGUCAUUCUGGUCAUCUGCUCGCUGAUCGUCACCUCCGUCAUCCUGUUGACACCAGGAGAAGAUGAUCGUCUGGCUCUGAAAGGCAAAGUUACGGUUGGAGAUCUCUUCAGAAAAGAAUUCAAGGUUCAUGAUCCAAACGCUAAAUGGAUAAGCGGUAAUGAGUUAUUGUACCGUAACCGAGAUGGCGACGUUGUCAAGUACAACAUCGACACGGAUGAGCAAACUGUCUUGGUUCAUAACAAGAAGUUUGAAAUGUACAAAGCCAGCAGGUAUGAGGUGUCCCCUGACUUGAAGCAUGUGCUGCUGGCCUACAACGUUGCAGCGGUGUACCAGUAUUCUUAUACGGCCUUUUACAUCAUCUGCAGUCUGGAGACUCCAGAGACAUGGAACCUGAACCCCCCAGAGGUGCGAAAUGCUCAGCUGCAGUUUGCAGGAUGGGGACCCCAGGAUCAACAACUGAUAUUCAUUUUUGAGAACAACAUCUACUAUCGAUCUAAGGUGGAGAGCCGUUCAAUUCGUCUGGUGUCUACUGGAAGGGAAGGCUUCAUCUUCAAUGGACUCAGUGACUGGUUGUAUGAAGAGGAGAUCUUCCACUCACACAUCGCCCACUGGUGGUCCCCUGAUGGAGCCAGGUUAGCCUAUGCCACCAUCAAUGACACUCUCGUGCCUAAGAUGGAGCUGCCAAUGUUCACUGGAUCACCGUACCCAGUGGGAAAGGAGUAUCCAUACCCUAAGGCUGGUGAAGAGAACCCGGUCAUCACCCUGUAUGUUGUAAACCUUAAUGGGCCCCUGCAUACUAUCGAGAUGAGAAAACCUGAUGAUCCCAGGAUUGGUGAAUACUACGUGACGAUGGUGAAGUGGGCCACCGCGACCAAGCUGGCCAUUAACUGGCUGAACAGAGCCCAGAACAUUUCCAUGCUGACGCUGUGUGAAGCCACGACGGGCGUCUGCACAAAGAAACACGAAGAUGAAAGCGAAGGCUGGCUCUACAGGCAGAAUGAGGAGCCUCUGUUUUCUAAAGACGGCCUCAAGCUCUUCUUCACUCGCGCCAUUCCCCAAGGGGGCCGUGGGAAGUUCUUCCACAUCUCCAUGUCCGUCUCUCAGCCCAACACCAGUAUAGACACCCUGCAAUCCAUUACAUCUGGAGACUGGGAUGUCACCAAGGUCCUGGCCUACAAUGAAGACAGCCAAGUGGUAUACUUCCUGAGUACUGAAGACGGACCGAAGAGGAGACACUUGUACAGCGCCGACACAUUUGGAUCAUUUAACCGACGCUGCCUGUCCUGUGCCUUGGCCGACAGCUGUGGCUACGUCAGCGGCUCCUUCAGUCACAACAUGAGUUACUUCCUGCUCAACUGCCAAGGGCCGGACAUCCCAUUUGUGGCAGUGUACAAGACCCAAAGAGAUGCCGAAAGUGAGACUCAGGAAAGAGAGAGUAUUUUAGAGGUUUCUAAACUGGAGAGCAACGAGAACCUCAGGCUGACUCUCGACUCCAUGCAGAUGCCUACAGUGGAGUACAAGGAGAUCAACAUGGACGAAUAUAUCUUGUCUUUAAAGAUCCUAAAACCCGCCGGCUUUGUGGAUUCAUCACACUAUCCGCUCCUUCUGCUGGUUGACGGGAACCCUGGCGGCCAAUCGGUGUCAGAGCAGUUUGUCUUGGACUGGGCUACGGUUCUGGUGAGCAGCUUUGGUGCCAUUGUGGUGCGCUGUGACGGUAGAGGCAGUGGCUUCCAGGGUACCAACGUUCUGCACCGGAUCCAUAAGAAGCUGGGCGUGUUUGAGGAGCAGGAUCAGACGGAUGCUCUCAGUCUUAUUCUGAAUGAGCCGUACGUGGACCAAACCAGGGUCGGAGCUUUUGGACAGGUGUAUGGAGGCUACGUGACCAGCCUGUUACUCAGCGGUGAGGAGUCUCCACUAAAAUGCGGAGCUAUCCUCUCACCCAUCAUCGACUUUGAAUUAUAUGCUUCUGCUUUUUCUGAGAGAUAUCUUGGGCUGCCUAAACCAGAUCCAAGAGCAUACACGAUGGCAAAUUUAGCACACAGAGCAUCUCAGUUCAUGGAUAAGAAGUUUCUUAUCAUUCACCCAACAGCUGAUGAAAAAGUCCACUUCCAACACACAGCGAAAUUCAUCUCCCAGCUCAUCAGUGAAAAGGCCAACUACACCUUGCAGAUCUACCCAGACGAGGGCCACUUUAUCCACAGCGAAGCAACAAGGCAGCACCUGAGUCAGUCCCUGGUGAAUUUCUUCGAGGAGUGCUUCAGGCUACCAGAAAGUGUGUUUGAGGAGGAAUUGGAAGAGGAGGUUGAAGAUGAGGGUUAGAUUGUCUUCGACAGGCUCCCAACCUCCUUUUUCUCUCCCCUUUCAUUUGGUCAUCAACAUUCCCUCUGUCUUGUAUCUGUGCUCAAGCACGGCCAAGUUGUCCAUAUAUGUUUAACUCGCAAUCUGCAGUGCCAUCCGGCAGACGGAUCUAACUAUAACCUCAAUCUUCCCUUGUUCAUCCAGAGCCCUGACUUGGAUUCUAAAAAGGCCCACGGAGGUAAAAAUGACAGAUGAUGUUUUGAAAUACACUGAAAAGAAGCAGACUCCUUUACAGCCGGAUGGACAUCUUUAAAAGCAAUGGAGAGAAUGCAUAAGCCUACACAGACUUUCAAGAUGUGAUGAGAGGAAGCACGUUAUAGCACACAACCUUUGGGCUUGUAUAUAAAUAAAAUUCACAUCCCUGGCGCUGACUGGCAGUGUUCAUAAGGGGUGUCUGGAACUGUGUGGAUAAAGGGAACUUGAAUAUUUUUAAAGUUGUGAUGAACUUUUCAUGGACUGUGGUUGUGUAUCUGUUGUUCUUAACAGUAUGUAAAAUAGCACACAAAUCCUCAUCCAGCUGUUUUUCCUUUAAGUGUUGUUUGCCUCAAUAAUGCUGGUUUUAUCUUUUAGGUUCGUACCGAUUACAGUUAUGCUGAGGUCUUUGACAAGCAAAUGUCUAACGGGAAAGAAAUAAGCCAUUUUUGUUUGGGAUUAUUAAUUGGACAAAGUUGAUUUUGUUUUCAUCCAAUAUUGUUUUGUGUUUUAUUCACGGUGCCUUACUUUAUCAGAAAACAAAGCUUAAUUUAUCAAAAAAAACACUAAGAUAUUUGGGGUUCAUAACUUCAACACUAUGAGAUUUUUUUUGUUAAUUUCAGUUAGUCUCCAUCUGACUGUUUAAAUUAUUAAAAAGCAUUUAUACAUGGAGUUUAGACAAAAAGAUCAAUAUUUUCUUUCAAAAACAAAAUAUAUCUUUAAGUUGAAAGGGGAUUAGGGUCACUGUGAAAAAAAAAAAAGAUGUCUGACUUUCUUAGCCUUUCAUAGGUAGGUGAUGCUAAUUAGCUUCAUACCUGUAAUAUCUAAAUACAGACAGGCAGGUGAAUAUGUAGCCUACUGAGGACACAGUUCAGAUUUGCUGUGAUCUUAUCAAGUGGUUAAAAGUGAAAACUAAACAUUUUUCAAAUAAAGCCUGGUUUAUGCCUAAUUAUUUCUCUUUAAAACCUACGCCUCUCUGGUUGGCCUGAUUUACCAGACAGAGGAAUAUUUGUAACUACGAGGAAAGCUGCUUGCAGAAAAACAUGGUGGACGAGCGACAGCUUCUGCAAGCAAGAGUUUGCAAAUACAAACAUCUACGGGUAUCUUAUAAUUUGGCCCAUAAAUAUGACCAGGAUCAGCAGCUUAUAAAAAACUCUGAAGGAAAUAACUUACUCUUGGAUUAAAUAAUGUGGCUUUGAGUUGGAAACAGUGUGUUUUCCACUUAAACGUGUCGAGUGGUCCUGUUAGCUUACGGUCUGCCAUGCACGCCCCUCUAGAGUCGGCCAGAAUAGAUCUAGGAGGAAAAGCCAUGUGGAGUAUAAAACCUGCAGACACUGCAGUCCAUGCAUGAGUCAAAGACAAGUGAGCACAGUGGUGUAAUAUUUAGCAAAUUAACUCAGUUAAUUAUUUAAAUCUACACAAGGUUAUGCUAUAUACACAUACACACAUACAUAAAUAUAUAUAUAUAUAUACGUGUGUGUUUUGUUUUUUUCUGAUUUGGGGUUUGAAGCUUUUUAUUGGCACUAGGCAAUUAAAGAAUGGAAAUAAUACAAUCAUUUUCAUGCAAUUGUAUCCAUUUUAAAUUAUGUGCAUGUAUUUCUACUAUGGCAUAUUAAAUCCAAGUAUUAAAUUAUAGGAAAUAAGCAUACAGAAUUUCAUAUGGUAACACAACACUUAGGUAAAAGCUUCUGGGAGUGCACAGUAAAGGGAUUUCUCAGUAUUUGAACUACUUACAUGAUGAAUCCAUAAUGCUUUUUCAAAAUCAUAUUUGGACUCGAUAUCAAAGUGUUGUUCAUUGUUGGGUAGAGAAGCAAAAAAGUGUUCUGAGGAAAAUUGGUGCUACUAUUGCAUAUUUUGAACAAGUAAAACGAAAACAUAGCGACCAAGUGUUGAAAUAGAAUCAGUGAGAAAGGAAAGCAGCCAUUUCAAAUUGUACAUUUAAAUCCGGCAAUCUGAAAAUGCUUUUCAAAUUGAACAUUUUUAUUUGAUUU